AACACAUCUUAUAUUAUAAAUUCUAUCUAAUUAUAUAUAUUUCAUUUCCUCAGCAAAUUUUAAAAUAAUGGCGGCGAAAACCGUUACAGUCACGGAUGAGUUCACCAGCGCCGUUUCCGCGCCAAGGCUGUUCAAAGCUCUGAUCCUCGAUUCCGACAACCUAAUUCCCCAAAUUGCCCCUCAGGCAAUCAAAAACGUCGAAAUACUCCAAGGAGACGGAGUCCCCGGCACUAUUAAGCAGAUCAAUUUUGCACCAGGGAGUGAAUUUAAGUACAUGAAACAUAGGAUCGACGCACUGGACGAGGAAAACAUGAGCUAUAACUACACGUUGAUCGAGGGGGAUCCGUUGAUGGACAAAUUGGAGAAGAUAAGUUACGAGAUGAAGUUCGAAAACGGGGACGAUGGGGGGAGCAAGGGUAAAAGUGGAAGUACAUAUUAUACAAAAGAAGGUGUUGAGAUAAAAGAAGAGGAGAUUAAGGCAGGGAAAGAGAAGGCAGCUGGUUUCUUCAAGGCUGUGGAAGCCUAUCUCUUAGCCAAACCUGAUGCCUAUGUUUGAUUUGAUAAUGAUCUAAUUCACAAAUUAAAUAAAAAGCCCUUUUAUGUGUGGCCUAUUUAUUGUUGUGUUACUUUUCAAAUAAAAUGUUUGUAAUAUUGAAAUUUGUUGUUG
Molecule: messenger RNA, 667 nt
Organism: Erythranthe guttata (spotted monkey flower)
Lineage: Eukaryota; Viridiplantae; Streptophyta; Magnoliopsida; Lamiales; Phrymaceae
Product: major allergen Pru av 1
Biological process (GO): abscisic acid-activated signaling pathway; defense response
Cellular component (GO): cytoplasm; nucleus
Molecular function (GO): signaling receptor activity; abscisic acid binding; protein phosphatase inhibitor activity
Source: RefSeq, a predicted model, not a curated record